GUGAGUGUGUGUUUGGUGACGAAACGGGAGGACUCUUUGCCAGUUUGUCGUGCGCUUCCAGAAUCCAGUCCUUCCCUGGCUAUUGCUACUAUUCCUUUUAUACAACCUACUGCUGCGCUUCGUGCAAGAAGUUCUACAGCAACAUCACAGGUUGUGAAUAUGGGGAUAGAUACUCAGAUUGUAAUGCAGCUCUCUGCUCGCGGUACCCUGUCAGUAUCCAACAAGGAUGUUGUAAAACCUGCAACUAUGGUGUAUCAACAACUCUACCAACAACAAGCCUACCAACAACAACCAUACCAACAACAACCACACCAACAACAACCUUAUCAACAACAUUCACACCACCAACAACCAAACCAACAACAACCACACUAACAACCACACCAACAACAACCCAACCAACAACAGCCCUACCAAAAACAACCCUACCAACAACCACACCAACAACAACCCAACCAACAACCACUCUACCAACAACAACCCAACCAACAACAACCCAACCAACAGCAACCAAACCAACAACAACAACCACACCGACAACAACCAAACUAACAACAACCACACCAACAACAACCAAAUCAACAACAACCACACCAACAACAACCCUACCAACAACAACAACCCUAGCAACAUCAACCAUGCUAACAACAACAUCCCCGACAACAACAGUUGAAAUAAAAACUACCUCAAGUAAAACAUUAACAGAAAAGGAAUCUUCGACAAAUACAACAACAACCACACCAACAACCACAACUACAACAACUAAACCUACAUCACAAUCACAAACAACCACAAAACCUACAACUAAAUCACAAACGACAGCCAAACCUACAACUAAACCUACAACUAAAUCACAAACAACAGCCAAACCUACAACUAAACCUACAACUAAAUCACAAACAACAGCCAAACUUACAACUAAACCAACAACUAAAUCACAAACAACAGCCAAACCUACAACUAAAUCUACAACUAAAUCACAAACAACAGCCAAACCUACAACUAAACCUACAAUUAAAUCACAAACAACAGCCAAAUCUACAACUAAACCUACAAUUAAAUCACAAACAACAGCCAAACCUACAACUAAACCUACAACAAAAUCACAAACAACAGCCAAACCUACAACUAAACCUACAACUAAAUCACAAACAACAGCCAAACCAACAACUAAACCUACAACUAAAUCACAAACAACAGCCAAACUUAAAACUAAACCUACAACUAAAUCACAAACAACAGCCAAACUUACAACUAAACCAACAACUAAAUAACAAACAACAAACAAUUCCGCAACUAAAUCUACAAAAUAAACACAAAAUUCAAUCGUAGGGUCCUCGAGAGAUUACUUUAAGUCACAACACCAUCCCCACCUACAAUAUCCACAACUUCAACACCUAACCAUCCACGUCUACACAGACCUCAACCACAACUACAAUUAUGAAGUCUGCAAACACCCACAACAGCGGUAACACCAUCAUCAAACUCUACAACAAAAACAACAAACAACUCAUAAUCUGUCGUAAUACCUAUUGCGAUAAUUUGAUUUACAUUUUUACAACUAUAUAAUCAAAAACAACACAACACAACCAACAGCAUCACGUUUAGUUACAACUUCACCAACCACACCCAAAA
Molecule: messenger RNA, 1635 nt
Organism: Physella acuta
Lineage: Eukaryota; Metazoa; Mollusca; Gastropoda; Physidae
Product: salivary glue protein Sgs-3-like
Source: RefSeq, a predicted model, not a curated record